CCGUUACUGCUAUUGGUCGAUGAUUUAAACUGAAUCUCUGAGAAGUUGAGAGGUUCUUCGAUACUUUGCAGUUGAUGAGUUAAAUUCUUUGCAUACUGCGUAUCUCUCGGUGAUUUUCUGAUGACGUCUGCUUCGUGGUAUUUGAUAGCAACCCUUCCUGAAAAGGGUGUUCUUACGGAGGAGUCGGAGAACAAUAAUCCAAAAUGGACGCUGAGUACCAUGGAAAAAUAUAUGCGAGACGAAAGCGAGUCCAGUGUAGCCUUAGGACUCGUAUCCCAGUCUCCUCUUCCCAACAGCAAGAGGAGACAACCUCAGGCCGCAUACCACCAUCAACAACAUAUACCCAGCUAUUCCACCCAGAAUGGGGACGUAGUGGAAAGUGGAGGAGAAGAAAGCAGCCCAUCUUGGGCUUCUAGUAGUAACACACCUUCCUAUGCUAGUGGUGGAGUAUCCUUCGAUUUCAAUUCUAAGCCUGAAGAUGGUUGCGACAAAGUAGCUCCCACCAUUACCACAACUAGCUGUACUCCAAAUUCGACACCUGAAAAUGCUAAGAACAGGAAACAAUCCGGAGCUGUGCCAUUUUCUUUGAGCACUGAUCUGCUGGCUGCCUUAAAUUCCGAUUCUGAACUGUCUGCUGUGAAACCAAGGAAAUCUAGGAAGGAUUCGGACAGCAGCUUGAAAAGUCAGAGUAAAGGUUCCUCUGCGGCUGGGUCUCGCAAUGGUACACCUACCAAAACCAGUAAAUUAAGCAAACUGCUGAGAAGGACACACAGCGCCGGCUGCUCCAAAGAUGUGCCGGCUCAUUCGCAAUUUAUGAAAGAGAAAGCGGUAAGUGUUUUUUUUUUUUUUUUUUUUCUGUAAGUGGAUAUGUUUGCCAUGUCUCAAAUAGUAUCAAAAACUAGAUCAUCGAAUCAGAUUUCUCUUUAUUGUCAAAAAUUUUGGA
Stegodyphus dumicola is the source of this 943-nucleotide messenger RNA. RefSeq names its product regulator of G protein signaling 2-like. The record is from RefSeq and is a predicted model, not a curated record. NCBI's taxonomy places the organism in Eukaryota, Metazoa, Arthropoda, Arachnida, Araneae, Eresidae.